CCCUGCAAGACGGCGACCGCAUUUCACAAAUCAAGUCUCCGUGAGUUGCGAUCCGAGAGUCGAGAUGCAGCUGCUGGUCGUGUCCGCGCUCCUGGCGUGUCUGUGGGGCUUCAGCCGCGGCGCUGGAGACUGGUGCUAUCAGUCCCAGUUCACCUGCGAUCAUCAGUGCAACGCUCCGGCCAAGUGGAACCUUGCCAACGGCGCUUGCGGCGGAAGGUUGCAGUCACCCAUCAACAUCGUGACCAGGAAGACGCUGAAAGACGAGCGGCUGACCAAGUUUAUUUUUAGCAACUACCAGCAGACUUUCAGAGGGAACAUCAAGAACAAUGGCCACUCAGUUCAGGUUGGAAUUCCCCUCUACGCAACCAUCUCAGCGGGUGGAUUACCUGCUGUCUACAAGGCUGUUCAGUUCCACCUGCACUGGGGGACCAAUGGUGGGCCUGGAUCAGAACACACUAUUGACGGGGAGCAGUUCCCCAUGGAGCUGCACAUCGUCCACAUGAAGCAGCACUACACUGAUCUGAUGACGGCGCUCGCAGACCCCGAGGGGGUCGCUGUCCUCGGCUUCUUCUAUGAGAGGUCCAACAGCGCCAACAAGAAGUACGAGCCGGUUAUCAACACCCUGCGGAGCAUCAAGAACACAAAUGGAAACGCAUCACUGCCUCCAGUUUCUCUGUCGCAGCUGAUCCCGACUGAGCAGAAUCUCACCACUUAUUACCGCUACAAAGGAUCUCUGACCACCCCGGGCUGCACGGAGGCCGUGGUCUGGACGCUGUUUGAGUCCCCCAUCCCUCUCAGCAUUGAUCAGCUACGCGCCUUCUCCGAGCUGAAGUUCCACGACGGGAAGCCAAUGGUGGGCACCUUCAGGCCGGUGCAGCCCCUCAACGGCAGGCAGGUUUACCGCUCCGGUGGCUCUGCCGUCCUCUUCAGCUCCGCCUUGCUCUUCACAACCAUCAUGACCGCCUUUGGACUUUCCCAUCCCAACUAGAGCCACCCGCCCGCUGCACUGCGACACCCGUGACUCUGUAUCAUUCCUCCGUUCUUCACCGCAUGGUUGCUAAGAUGAUGGACCACGUCGUAGUGCAGGUAUCCCUCCCUUCCUUCUCCCCCCACAGUCGACCAAGGUGGUGAUGCUUCUGACCUGCCCUGAGGGUCUGAUCAGCAUUGGUGCAUGAAUACUCUGUGAUUCUUCAGCCUUAUGAAUGUGCCAUAAAGCAGCUUCAACACGCACUGGAAGAGACCUUCAAACCCCCCACAGACUGCAGAGACGCUCCAACAUCAGGUAGCUCCAGUCUGCUCCUGUCUGACGCUCUGACCUGGCACGUGACGCCUUGUUCUCACUGUGGCAUCAGAACAGCGUGGAGCUAUUUAUAGCAUCGCAGUGUCAUAAAAACCGUCUCCGUUUCAAAGGCAGCGGUCAAGAGGAAGUCGACAGCUUUUUUAUCAAAGUCCUGGGGCGCAAUCCCGAGGUCAACUCCUCACAGGUCAGCAGUUGGCAAAGUUGAAGUGGGGGUGUGAGUUCUCUCACUCUCCUCCCGGGUCCAUGAUGAACAGCUGCAGCUGUUCUGAGGGCACAGCGACUCCUGAGAUGGAGGAGCUUUCAUUUCAUACCGUCUUUCUUCUCGUGCAUCCUAAAUGCAUGAAUCAGCUAGCGGCUCUUAAAUGCACUGAAUGUCAUCUGACUGUGAACGACACGCGACUGGAUUCUCUCUUUCAUCCAGGAUCUGUCAGUUAAACCACUCGGAGAUCUGUGCAACGGAUUUUAUUUUUUGGGGGGGUUUAGAAAUGUGUAUAUUUUCCAUAGUUUCAUACGACAUCAAGCUAUAUUUCUACGCAGUGUCGUUGUACACAUGUAUUUAUGUAUUGAAUGUGUAUAUUGAUAUGAGGCGCACACUUAUUGUUAUUUAUGUAUUGCAGCGUUCAUGUGGAAUGCAAAUCCAUAUAUAAAGUUGUAUGACCAAACCAGUGUAUGAGAUCAACCUGCUUGACGAUCAGUUACAGUAAAUAUGGAGAAUGUGUUUUGACUGAACAAUAAAGAACA
Molecule: messenger RNA, 2041 nt
Organism: Synchiropus splendidus (mandarinfish)
Lineage: Eukaryota; Metazoa; Chordata; Actinopteri; Syngnathiformes; Callionymidae
Gene: ca4a
Product: carbonic anhydrase IV a
Exons: 8
Coding region: 65-988 (307 amino acids)
Cellular component (GO): plasma membrane
Molecular function (GO): zinc ion binding; carbonate dehydratase activity
Source: RefSeq, a predicted model, not a curated record